Cooperia oncophora is the source of this 417-nucleotide messenger RNA. The record is from the annotation of a GenBank genome assembly. Lineage: Eukaryota; Metazoa; Nematoda; Chromadorea; Rhabditida; Trichostrongylidae.
AUGAACCGCGCUCUGCAGUUGUUUCGUCCACAACUGACCUCCGUCAGGUUAUGCUCAGGCCUUACGAAAAUACCGGCUCCUGGUCAGGUUACUAAAGAGAACGCGCAGUUCGACGAAGUCACGCACACAGGACAGGCUUGGGAUCAGGCUGAUUAUCGUCUGCAGCGGUUUGACCUCUCGAAGAAACAGGUCAAUCCGAACAUUGCUAUGAACUUGAUCGCAGAACGUCCCGCUCAGGACUGUGGUAAUGAACGUAUCGUCUGUUGCGAUGGUGGGCACCCAGCUCUAGGACAUCCCCGAGUAUUCAUAAAUCUGGACAAACCUGGAGUUCAUGCCUGUGGUUACUGCGGAAAUCGUUUCUACAACUCACAUAUCACUAAAGGCGACGAUAUGAAGAUCGAACACUUGAACUGCUAG